AAAGAUUCGUCGGAGAAACCCAUAUGGGAUCGGAGCUCAUCGAGUACAUCCAUACCCGGAAUGUUGUCGGUAACCCGACCCGGUCCAAAACUAAUGGUUUGGCUAAUCUGCUUCAUCGUCUUCACUUACAUUAUCUACAUGCUUAAGCUCGUCUCCACCUCACGCUCCUGCGACGAUUCCACUCAUUUCACCACCGUCUCCGCCAUUUCCACCAACGCCUCAAAUGUCUCCUCCUCCGUAGCUUCACGGCGGCGCGACUGGGAGGUUGAGGAGGUAGAGAAAGCAGAUGCCCCCACCGAUCUUAACCACGUAGUGUUCGGGAUCGCUGCUUCAUCGAAGCUAUGGAAACAGAGGAAAGAAUAUAUCAAGAUCUGGUAUAAACCGAAAUACAUGCGUGGCUACGUUUGGUUGGACAAAGAGGUGAAGAAGAGCAGCAACAACAGCGACGAAGAAGAAGACGACGACGACGAUCUUCUUCUUCCGCCGGUAAAAAUCUCCGGCGGAACCGCGUCUUUCCCUUACACGAACAAGCAGGGGCAACGCUCGGCGUUACGGAUCUCGAGGAUCGUGUCGGAGACGCUGCGUUUGGGUCCGAAGAACGUGAGGUGGUUCGUGAUGGGUGAUGACGACACGGUGUUCGUCACGGAUAAUCUCAUCAGGGUGCUGAGGAAGUACGACCACGAACAGAUGUAUUACAUCGGGAGCUUGUCGGAAUCUCAUCUACAGAACAUUUUUUUCUCGUACGGGAUGGCUUACGGUGGAGGAGGGUUUGCUAUAAGCUAUCCAUUGGCUAAGGCUUUGAGCAAGAUGCAAGAUCGGUGUAUUCAGAGAUAUCCGGCAUUGUAUGGUUCCGACGAUCGCAUGCAAGCUUGUAUGGCCGAACUCGGUGUUCCACUCACUAAAGAACUCGGCUUCCACCAGUACGACGUUUACGGGAACCUCUUCGGCCUCCUCGCCGCACACCCAGUAACACCGUUCGUCUCAAUGCACCACCUCGACGUGGUGGAACCGAUAUUCCCGAACAUGACACGUGUCCGCGCCCUGAAGAAGCUAACCGUACCGAUAAAGCUCGACUCGGCCGGGGUUCUCCAGCAGUCUAUAUGCUACGACAAGCACAAGAGCUGGACGAUCUCGGUCUCGUGGGGCUACGCCGUACAAAUAUUCCGGGGAAUAUUUUCUCCGCGGGAAAUGGAAAUGCCUUCAAGAACCUUCUUGAAUUGGUACAAAAAGGCGGAUUACACCGCUUACGCCUUCAACACCAGGCCGGUUAGCCGUAACCCGUGCCAGAAACCGUUUGUGUUUUACAUGUCGAGCACGAAAUUCGACACGCAGCUGAACACGACGGUCAGCGAAUACUCGAGACACCGUGUUUCGCAUCCGUCUUGCCGGUGGAAGAUGACGAACCCUGCUGAGAUUAACACCAUCGUCGUCUACAAAAAACCGGACCCUCAUCUAUGGGAAAGAUCACCUAGGAGGAACUGUUGCAGAGUAUUACAGACGAAGAGGAAUAAUACGCUAUGGAUCAAUGUUGGUGUAUGUAGAGGAGGUGAAGUCACUGAAGUUAAGUGA
Thlaspi arvense is the source of this 1569-nucleotide messenger RNA. The record is from the annotation of a GenBank genome assembly. NCBI's taxonomy places the organism in Eukaryota, Viridiplantae, Streptophyta, Magnoliopsida, Brassicales, Brassicaceae.